Molecule: messenger RNA, 192 nt
Organism: Cladophialophora psammophila CBS 110553
Lineage: Eukaryota; Fungi; Ascomycota; Eurotiomycetes; Chaetothyriales; Herpotrichiellaceae
Exons: 1
Coding region: 1-192 (63 amino acids)
Source: RefSeq, a predicted model, not a curated record
AUGUCAGCCUCCGAUUUUAGGAUGAGCGCGGUCGCGUGGUUAUUCAUCUCGAUGUUCGCUGGAGUUAUCCUGAUUCUCGCCAUCGUCUAUCUUUUUGCCCUCAAGAUUCGACACGACAAGAAGAAAGCAGCUCGAAAAGCAGAGGACGGCGAAAUCUUUAGUAACGUUAUCGCAAACCCAAUCACGACAUAA